UUUUUUUCUCUUUUUUGUUUGACAGAAAAGCCCAUUGAUGAGCAAUUUUUUCAAUAGCUUAAUAUACAACUUCUCAAACAUUCUUUCCAUUGGCCCUGAGCCACCAAGAGAAGGAGAGGAGCAGUGUGGAACAGGCUGCUGCCAAGAACAACAGAGCAACAACGAAGGCUGUUGCCAAGGUAGUGGCAAUAGCGACGGAUGCUGUAAAGAUAACAAUCAAAUCUUGGAAAUCGAAUCAGUCAAGAUUCUGUAUUCCUCAUUGACAGGCACUGCAAAGACGUUUGCUAAUGAAGUGGAAGAAAAGCUCAAAAGUACAAAAUUUGUCAAGAUUCAAAAAUUAGAAACCAUGGAUAUUACCGACUACGACAACGAUAACUUGCUAAAUGAAACUUCAGUUUGUAUCUUUAUCCUUGCUACUUAUAAUGUAGAAGGACCUUUGGACUGGUAAAACAAGAAACAAUAAAAAGACAAAACUAAACAUUAAUGCAUGAUCUGUAGGUUCUCAAACUGGCUUCAUGACCUUCGAUACGAUUUCCGAGUUGACAGAGACGCUCUAAAGAAACUGCGAUACGCAGUAUGUGGCUUGGGAGAUUCUGCAUAUGGAGACGAAUUCAAUGUAGCUGCGGCCAAUAUUGACAAGUGGUUGGGAAGAUUAGGCGCAACUCGCAUCUAUCCCUUGGGAGAGUGUGACAAGAACGCAGAUCAAAAGGCACAAUUUGACGUUUGGUCUAAUGGAUUUAUUUCAGAACUUCAAGAUAAGCAUACUUUGGAGUUUGCACCUACCAAUAUCGCAUAUCAAUCAGAUGAUGACGAUGAAGAGGCUGAAGAAGCAGAAGCCAUUGGUUCAGAAGAUGAAAUGGUCGAUUUGGAAGAUAUGGGUAAAAUGGCCACUAAGAUUAAGGCAGCAAAGGCAAAACGUGCAGAAGAAGAGGAGGAUUUUGAAAAUAGUAAAGCAAAAGCAAAGAGAGCGAUUGGUGAAGACGCCAAGAAGCAGGACAAACCUCAGGCUCGUGAAAUGGUAUCACCCAUGAUUCUCAAGAACUUGACAAAGCAAGGUUAUAAAGUGGUUGGAUCCCAUUCUGGUGUAAAGAUCUGUCGUUGGACAAAAUCUGCUCUUCGUGGAAGAGGUUUCUGCUACAAGCACGCAUUUUACGGUAUCCAAAGUCAUCUUUGUAUGGAAACAACUCCUUCGCUGGCUUGUGCUAACAAAUGUGUGUUUUGCUGGAGACAUCACACAAACCCUGUGGGAACGACUUGGAGAUGGAAAGUGGACGAUCCUAAAUUCAUCUUGGACGGUGCCAUGGAAAACCAUUAUAAGAUGAUCAAGCAACUUAAAGGUGUGCCUGGUGUCAAGGCGGAACGUUUCCAAGAAGCUUUCACAAUCCGUCACUGCGCCCUUUCACUUGUAGGCGAACCCAUCUUUUACCCUCAUAUCAACGAUUUUGUAAACAUGUUACACGAACGCAACAUCUCCUCCUUCUUGGUCACCAACGCUCAAUUCCCUGACAAAAUUGCUGAAAUGGUGCCUGUCACACAGCUUUAUGUAAGCGUAGACGCUGCUACCAAGGAGUCAUUAAAGAAGAUCGAUCGUCCCUUAUUCAGAGACUUUUGGGAAAGAUUUUUAAACUGUUUGGAACAACUGUCACUGAAAGGUCAGCGUACGGUUUACCGUAUGACUUUAGUCAAGGGCCACAACACAGAAGAGAUUGAUGGAUAUGUUGAGCUAAUCCGCCGUGGAAAGCCCUCAUUUAUUGAAGUCAAGGGAGUCACGUACUGUGGAUAUAGUGGUGCAAGUGACUUGACGAUGGCCAACGUACCCUUCCAUGUGGAAGUGAUUGAUUUCUGUCGCAAGUUGGUUUCCAAACUGGAUGGCGAAUACGAAAUUUCUGCUGAGCAUGCGCACUCUUGCUCACUCUUGAUUGCCCACAAGAGUUUCAAGGUCAACGGUGAAUGGUACACUCAUAUUGAUUAUCCCAAGUUCUUUAAGCUUGUCAAGAGCGGCAAACCAUUCACUAGCUUGGAUUAUAUGGCUAAGACACCUGAAUGGGCUGUGUUUGGUCAUGAAGCAGCAGGCUUUGACCCUGAUGAAACCCGAUUUUACAGAAAGAACAGAAAGAACGUGGAGCCACCAGUGAUUAAGACUGAAGCAUAAUUCUUUAAUUUUGAUUUCGUACAUGUACAUAUUUAUUUAUUAAAAAAGUAAAUAAAAAAGUCUAUAAUGUGAGUACUUUACGAGGUACAAUAGAUAAGAUGCUUUCUACUAGAGCAUAGCGAGUGACAAA
Molecule: messenger RNA, 2282 nt
Organism: Rhizopus microsporus ATCC 52813
Lineage: Eukaryota; Fungi; Mucoromycota; Mucoromycetes; Mucorales; Rhizopodaceae
Exons: 1
Coding region: 488-2152 (554 amino acids)
Biological process (GO): wybutosine biosynthetic process
Molecular function (GO): 4 iron, 4 sulfur cluster binding; catalytic activity; FMN binding
Source: RefSeq, a predicted model, not a curated record